Messenger RNA from Cyprinus carpio (common carp), 9468 nucleotides. RefSeq names its product myomegalin-like. The record is from RefSeq and is a predicted model, not a curated record. Gene Ontology annotation, cellular component: microtubule organizing center. Lineage: Eukaryota; Metazoa; Chordata; Actinopteri; Cypriniformes; Cyprinidae.
CAGUGGUGCUCUGUGUGUGUGUGUACCCUCACCUCUGUGCUGUUUACCACUUACCAACCCUGUAUGUGUGUUUCACUGACUCCCGGUCUGGCCUCGCCACGUCAAAUGACCGUCUCCUGCUUGCCGUCCAGAGAGAAAUAGCAACUUUGCCCUGCAUGUGUGUGUGUGUAUGUCUGUGUUUGGUUGGACUCCUGACCAGCCUAGUCAUUGGAAAUGAAGAUUUCUUCACUAAAACACUGGACUGAGAUUAGAGCCACAGAAGAGAGUCUAGCUUUUUCCCUCUGUAGGAGCUGAGUUUGUUCCUGUCUGUUCUUUUUCAACUUUUGUAUGGUUUGGAUGUCGCAAAGAUGAGUGGAUUCCUGUAUCGUGGCAGACACUAUAAUGGACAUAAAGCAGCCUGGCCCAAGAGCAUGAUCAACAUGGGCGAUUCCUCCAGUGCUGAUGCAGAGAAGAGCUCUGUUCUGCAGAUGCAUAGCCUGAGAGAGUUUGAACAGCACCUCAAUGACCUGAAGAAGGAGAACUUCAGCCUCAAGCUUCGCAUCUACUUCCUUGAGGAGCGUUUUCAGCAGAAAUUUGAUGACAGCAGCAGUGAGAAUGUCCAUCGCAGGAACAUUGAGCUGAAGGUUGAGGUGGAAAGCUUGAAACAAGAACUCCAGGAAAGACAGGAACAGCUUGAUAAUGCACUAACCACAGCAGAAGGUCUGACCAAUCAGAAUGAGGUCGAGGUGCAGCGUCGCUGUGAGGAGCGGCAGCAGGAGAUCGGACACAUGCAAGAGAUUCUGGAGACCAAGAUCCAGCUUCUGCAGGAGGAGGCUCAACUGGCAAGAAGUGAAGCAGAAAAAAUGGCUUCUUUGGCAGAUUCAGAGUCCCAGCGCUGUUUGGCCCUUGAAAGGAGGAUGAUGAUGGAAAUGCAGGGGGGAAAUGAAAGCUUAUCUGUCAUGGCACAACAUGAAGAGAUGGCUAAGAAAGACAGGUUGAUAGAGGAACUGAAUGAAACUCUAUGCAGGAGAGAGCAAGAAGCAGCUGAUCUGAGUGCACAGAGGGAUGCCGUUACUGUAAAACUAAAUCAGCUGGAAGAGCAAGUGCAGAACCUCAACAUUUCCCUCCAGCAGAAAGAGAAAGAUGAACAGACCCUCAGAGAAGAACUGGCUCAAGGAAAAAGCAAUACAGAGCAGGAGAUGCAAGUAAGACUUAUUUUUUCUAUUUAUAUGUUCUCUCAAGUUAUUUUUUUUAAGUAUAUGCAUGUAAUCUACACGGAAUUACUAUUAUUGUUUAGGAUAUUGCGACCGAUGAAGGACGUGUGUCGCAUCUGUGCAAGGGAGCUGUAUGGUAACCAGCGGCGAUGGAUCUUCCACCCAACUGCCAAGCUGAGUCUGCAGGUGCUGCUGUCCUAUGCAUUGGGCAGGGAAAUGACCCGAGACGGCAGGGGAGAGUUUGCCUGUAGCAAGUGUGCCUUCAUGCUGGACCGAAUGUACCGCUUCGACACUGUGAUCGCCAGGGUGGAGGCGUUGUCCAUUGAACGGAUGCAGAAGCUCUUGUUGGAGAAAGACAGGCUCAGGCAGUGCAUUGGAGGACUGUACCGCAAAAAUAAUGCUGAUGACUUUGGAGUGGAUAGUGGUGCUGCGGAUUCUUCUGUAGUUGACUUCUCCAGGCUGGCUGAAGCUGAAUACAACGCUCUGUUGCAGGAAGAUCUGGCAUACUCUGUUUAUGAGUCCUGGGCUGAGCAUGGAACUCAGGAGCAGGCUCAAGACCACCAAUGCCUUGUUCAUCAGUGCCAUGUGGCAGCAGAUGCCACUUUAGGUCCCCGUCCCAGGAAGUGCAAAGGGUGCGCUGCACUGCGAGUUUCAGAUUCAGAUUACGAGGCAGUCUGCAAGGUUCCUAGGAAAGUGAGUCGGAGCACUUCCUGCGGGCCCUCCACACGUUACUCCGGUAGUGUUCUGGACAGCGCUGAGGAAACCAUCCCAACCACUCCUCCACCAGAAACAGAACCUGAUGAGAACAAUCAAUCUCGCCAGCCCAGUGAUCCAGAGCCUGUCUUUGAGAGUCCUGCCUCCUCUGUGGAGUCUUUGGACACUGCUGUAGAUGUCACCCAAGAGUCUUAUCCAAAAGUCCAUCCUAACACCGUGCAGGGAGAGUCUGAAGAGGAACGAUCUGCCAUCAAGAUGCCUAGUUCUGUUUGUGGAAUUGAUAUGGCCCUCAGCUUGCUUAAAAGCUUUGAAUAUCACCCUCUUCAGAGUCACAGAGGUAGUCGAAUUCCUGUGCUCCUCAAACCUGUCACUACACCCAUGGGGAGUUCUUACCCUCUGCUACAGGUGCCUCCCAUUGGGGUAGAGUGUCCCAAUUUUCCCCAUCUUCCAGAUGCUCCUUCCAGCAUCCAGCAGGAGCUUCAGCUUGAGUUGGCAGAAAUGGAAGAGCUGUGGUUGGAUGAUUAUGUGCAGUGCAAGCCAUUGGGCCUUCAGAAGAUAAAGCAACAUCCACUUCAUAGUAGCAACCUUUGUCAGCUGGCAGAAUACGAGAACGCAGCGUGCCAGUGUGUGAGCGAGCUGCAGAAGACCCAACAGCAGCUCCAGUCUCUCCAGACCAAGAUCCGAGAAAGCGAGGGCAGUAAUAAGAAGUUACAACAGAGGCUUGGGGACAUGGAAAGUGAACUACGCUCUCUCAGAGAAGCAGCAUGUGGUCAGGAGAGAACAAUACAGACCUUGAGUGACUCACUCAACACUAAAGACUGUGAGGUUACGAUCUCCACCAGCUCAGAAGAGCAGAAGAAACUUUUGCACUCUCUGACACAACAGAACAACCAUUACCAGCUUCAGCAGCAGCAGCAGGUGUCUGGAGUGGCUCCGAGUCAUCUGCAGGCUGAUGUGUUGGACCUCCAGGGCUCUCUGUUCUCAGCCCAGCUGGAGCUGCAGGGCCUUCAAAGAGCACAGAAGCAUGGCCAGAGGCAAGAAGAAGACCUGGCUCGUGCAAACCAGCGCCUCCAGGCUGACCUGCAGAGAGCCCUGCAACACCACCAGGAGACAGAAAGGCACAACCAGGAUCUACAGGCUGCUCUAGAGAAGGCUCGCUUUGAGGUACAACAAAUGGAAGAGAAAUGGAGAGACGAAUGGAAACAGAGGGAGAAAGAGGUUGAGGAAAGAAAGAAAACCAUUCGAGAACUGAAGACCUCACUAGAGCACAAAGAACGUCUGAUAGAAGACUACAGUGAGCCGGUGGAUAGGCAGAAAGAGCCUGCUGGGAGUAGAGACAACCUCAUCCACAAGCUAAAACAGCGCAUUCGGGAAAGAGACCGAGCACUGGAGAGAGUGAUAGAUGAGAAGUUCACGUGCAUGGAAGUGAAGGAAGACGAGGUGCGUAAACUACAACUGCUGCUGAGAGAGAAAGAGAGAGACCUGGAGAAACUUCGAUGUGUGCUGUCCAACAAUGAAGAAACGAUCACGAGUUUGGAGUUGCUGCUUCGUGGUAAAGGUUUAGAGCUGGAGCAAGUUUGUGAGGCCUGGCACAAUGCUCAGAGCGUUCAGCGUGAGAAAGAAGAGUCACACGUGCGCAGCCUGAGAGAAAGGGACACUUUAAUCAGUCAGCUGCAGACAUCACUGCACACACGCACCAAAGAGGCAGAGGAGAUGACUGCAGUUCUUUUCAGUAAAGUGUCAGUCGGGUCCAAUGAGGUGGCUGAGGAGCUGAAGUCCCGCCUUCAGCUCAAGGAACAUUUGUUCCAGGAGCUGCUGUCGGACCGCAGCAGACAGACUCAAGAGCAUCACUCACAAGUCCAAGACCUGCUCAACACCAUCAGUGCAAGAGAGCAGUACAUCAGGGAUUCUGCAGUGCGUGUGGGUCAGGUGAUGGCUGAACAGACCGCUCGAUUGCAAGAGCUGCGUAGGCAACUUGGGUCAGCUAACCCAAAGUUGACCGAAGCAGACACACAAACUCUUCAGGAUGAGCUCCAACUGACUCUCCGCAGAGAAAGAGAGGCCCAGAACCAGCUUACUGCCCUGCAUGUCACCCUGGCGUCCCACCAAGACCAACUCAAGACCCAGGCCUCAGAUAUAGAGGCUUUGAGCAGGACUGUGAGCAUCAAAGAGGAAAUCAUCAAGGACUUGCAGAUGCAGUUGGUGGAUCCGUCAGAUUUAUCACUAGUAGAGCAACUGACCCAAGAGCUACAGAUGCUGAGAGAGAAGGUGCAACAUCAGGACGCUACCUGCAUUAAUCACAAGCAGGCUAUUUUGGAUCCACUGGUGUGCAUGGAAACAGGACAUGCGGCUAAAUCUCAUGCUGAUUUUGGAGGUUUUACAUCAGAUGAUGAAGAGGAGGAUGAUGAAGACUGCAAUACUGAGUUUGCAGACAGUGCCGAGGAAGAGGAGCGCUCCAAACUGACGGCUCAGUCUUUGGUCAAUGUACAGAGCUGUGAUCAGCAUAGAGGUCUUAAGGGCUGCCAGCAUGCAGUAGCUGAGGGUCCAGGACUGGCGGAGGUCAAGCUACUUGUGGAGCAGAAGAGGGCAGUAGAGAGAGAACUAAUGGAGCUGAAGUCCCAGUUGGAAAAGGCUGGUUUCUCCUCUCUCUCUCAAAUGAGGAACGCUUUCUUUACUCUAUGCUCUGAAAAUGAAGAGCUCAAGAUUAUGGUGACAGGAAGAAAGCCUCAGAAUGAUGGACAGAAGAGCACAUCAGAUGGACAGUCCUAUGGACAGCUGAUGGAUGCAGUUGGUGUAAAGCCUAAUGAAAGGGAGCCAAUGUGUGACAAGAGGGUGCGACUGAAGUCUGACCUUGAGCAGGUCCAGCAGGAGAGCAGAGAGAUUCAGGAGAGACUCAUGGUGUCAGAGGCCACAGUUCAAGCUCAAGCUGAACAACUUAAAGACUACAGAGAACUGCUCACAGAAACAUCAGUACAGCAGGACAAUAAGCAGGUCCAAGUGGACAUCCAGGAUCUGGGGUAUGAGACAUGUGGCCGCAGUGAGAAUGAGGCAGAGAGAGAAGAAACCAGCAGCCCAGAGUUUGAUGAUCUGGAGCUGUGCACAUCUCUCUCUUAUCAUGAUGGUGGCUCUCAGUGGUGGGGUGGUCCCAGUUCACUGAACUCUGGGAAGACUGAACCUGAUGUGACGUACCUGCAGCAGCUGGUAGAGGACCUGCGUGGUCAGCUCUCCCAAUCUCAGGCUCUGAUCCGUAGCCUGCAGGCCCAAACACGUGAUCACACUCCAGUCAGCACUCUUCGUAAGGUCAGCUGGGGCUUGGAUAACUCUGAGGCACAGAGUACAGCUGAGGAGGACGAGGGCUGGCAGUCGUCUGACGGCUUCGGGUCCCUCCCCCGCCAGCCCAAGCAAGACCGAGAGCUGCAGGAGCUCGUCUCCCGUGUGACAUCACUGGAGGAGCAGCUCAGAAAGGGCAAAGGUCAUUCAGAAGAUGGCAAAGCUGAGAAUUGGCAGGGUAAGUUUGACACGCUGAUCCAAGCACAGGCCCGUGAGCUGUCUCACCUGCGUCAGAGGAUGCGGGAGGGCCGUGGCGUGUGUCAUAUUCUGACUCAGCACCUGGGAGACACCACCAAGGCCUUUGAAGAGCUGCUGCGCUCUAAUGACAUUGAUUACUACAUGGGACAGAGCUUCAGAGACCAGCUCUCCCAGAGCAUCUCACUUGCUCAGAGAGUCAGCACCAAAAUCAGCGGCCGGGAUCACUCUGAAGUCCCAGAUGACAAAUCAGGUCACGAGCUGCUUGCAAUACGGCUAAGUAAGGAGCUGCAACAGAAAGACAAGCUCAUUGAGUCACUACGCUCCAGACUUGACCAGCAACAACCACGAUCGGAUACGCCUACUAGCAGUCAUGCCCUCUCUGUGGCUACAGAUCAAUCAGACAGGACCUCUUUUGUGUCAGAUGGCCAUGGCUCAACCAAUGAGGAUCUAGAGCUUUGCUCCAAGCUAGAUGCUGCCAGCGAAUAUGGCCAAGAGGAGGCAGCGAGAAUUGCCACAGACUCUUUUGAUCAUAGAAGUCCAGCCUCAUUACAUCCAUCAAAUCCUCCACCUAUCACUUCAUCAUACAGACACCAGUCCUCCAAAACCUGUCCCAGCAUGCACUGUACACCACGUAGGCCAAUGGAAACCCAAGCACAGACAGGCCUCUCUACUGUACCUCUGUCCAGCUCCAUUUCCUUCUCCACUUCUCUCCACUGUCCUGAAAUUUCUUCUCCACCUGUGUUUGAUCCUCAAACUCAACCCUUGAGAACCCAUCACCAUUAUGGUGGGGGGUUUUCACUGGCAGAGGUUCACCAAGAGCUUCAAAUGCUCCAGAGACAGCUUGGAAACAGUGAGCUUGCAUCUGAGUGCUACCAUGGUCCUCAGAUCAAACCCCUUCCUGCAUUUCCACUGGGUUCCCAUACUCAGCCUGACCAUAACAGCUCACACCCACUAUCCCAUCAUGCCUAUGAACAGUCACCUUUCAGCAGCCAGCACACCAGUCCUGCUAUGAAAUCAGGGACAAGCCUUCUGGAGAGCAGUGCAAUGUGGGAUAUGAUGUAUGGCCCAAGACCUUUAAGACCAGGCACGUAUGGAGACGUGUCCUCUGGUUCCUCUGGAUAUCAGUCAGGCCAUACAGGUACAGACUUGAUGGAAGAACACUUAAGGGAGAUUCGCACUCUCCGGCGGCGUCUAGAAGACUCUAUCCAGACCAAUGAUCGUCUGAGACAUCAGCUAGAGGAGAGAUUGGCCUCCUCUGGGCGAAACGGAGGGGGAGCGCCCACUAACAUCUAUAUCCAAGGCCUUGAUUCUGUCAGUCAGCUGUCCAAUGAGAUUCAAGCACUGAAAGAGAAAAAUUAUACCUUGCAGAAGCAACUCCAGCAGGCCAGGACAGAAGGCAGUAAAGAGAUGGAGCGGCUGAGAGAGGCGGUUCUGUCUGGGCGUGGCCAGUUAAAGCAGGCGGAGCUAGAAGCCGACAGGUGGGCGGAUCAGUGCAGACGGCUGCAGGCUCAGAACAGAGAGCAGACUCAGGCAGUACUGCAGCUCAAACAAGAGAAACAGAACAGCAUGGACAACAUCACCAGGUUACAGCAUGAAGUGAAUGUUCUCCAGCAGCAGCUGAGUGAGUCUCAGUGUCUAGUGCACACACUGCAGUGUGAGCUACAGGUGUAUCAGAGAGUCUGUGGCACUACUGAGAGCAACACAGGCUCAGGAUUGAGUUUGACCUUUGACCUACGAGAGCAAGAGUCUAACAUGCAUUUGUUGGAGCGGCAGUUGAGACAGAGGCUGGACCAGUGUAUGCCCCGUCCCUCAGCCAGGAAACAGUUCUUCCACGGUGAGACAACCAAUCAAUCACUUGCUUAUCAUGACUUAAAUUCACACGUAUAUGGAUGGGGUUCUUCAGCCCCUGUUAAACAGGUUUGCCCACAGUCUUCUGCUGGUGACUCAUCUAAGUCUGGUGCUGAAGCUCUAGAGGUUGAGGCCCCUGAUGGCUCCUUCGCCUGCAAGACUGGGCGUCAUAUGAUUGGUCAUGUGGAUGACUUCAAUGCCCUUCAGCAGCAGCUACUGGAAGGGAAGGUUGUUAUCCGCAAGAUGGAAGCGGCACUGAAGUCCAGCACAGAAUCACCUAACCUACCCGAUGGUUAUAUGAGGAACUUGCACACCAGCACUAAGACACUGAAGCAGAUUCUGGAUGAGACAAGCUCUCUCUUAAAAAUAUUUUGGAGGGCGUCUCUGCCCAGCACUGAGACCUCGGCCCAGCAGCUCAAAAAGGAGCAGUCUUUGAGAAAAGAGGUUUUCACUCUGAGGCGCAAGUUGUCUGAUCAAGAGCAGCUUCUCAGGGACACGAUGGAGAAUCUGAGGACCUCCAGUCGCACUAAAGACAGCAUGGAGCAAUUCAUCGUCAAUCAAUUGUCAAGAACACGAGAUGUGUUGAAACAAGCUCGCUCAAAUCUAGAGAAGAAUGAACUCAAGAUUGCCUCUCUAGGCUGCACCCCUCUCCCUUCAUCCUUCUAUUCGGUCUCAUCCACUCCUUCCUGGUCUGAUAGAGGUGAGGUCUCAGGAGCCUCCCUCCAACAUGCCUCCUCUCUUGGUUGGAAUUUCGUGACCCCUCAGGCUCAGGAUCAGCACAAAUCAGUGACAGCUUCAUGGCUGGCACAGGGGCGUGACAGACAGCGCCUCUUCCAGGUGUCCUGCAGAACAGACUCCAGACGGAGUGCUGCUGUCUCUCCCUCUUUCUGAGUGAAUCAGAGUCAUAUUAAUUUACCCUACAAUGCAUUCAGUGUCCUGGAUCAUGUGUAGAUCUAUCAUUCUAGAUCUAUCAGUAAGCCUUAUUUAUUAUAUAAGAACCACCAAAAAGUUCCAUUGGAUUAGAUUAGUAUUAUAGAUGUUUGGAUUAGCUAUCAUGUCUCCAACCAAAGUAACAUCUCAUGGGUUUGUGUUUGGUGUUAGGGUUUAUAAUGAACCAGCAACACAAUUAAUGUGCAAUUAUAAUACUACUGUGCUACCAGCCAGACCUGCUACACUGUAAAUGAAAGUCACCCCAAGGACGAACUGAAGACUGAUGGUGCAAUAAUUUUUCAAUAAGCCUGCUGCUGUAGUCUUGACAUCGGAAUAUAAGAGACAUGUUUGUUUUGUGUUAUUGCCAAAGUUUGAGUCUAUUGCUUUUAAUGAACUAACCAUCUGCUGUUUUGUUCUAUUAAACCUGUAGUACAGUUUAAUUUCCUUUUUUCUCUUUAUUUUCGUUCUUUUAUUAUUUUUUUGUUUGUUUCUUUUUACUGUUUUUAUUUAACAUUUUCCUGUUUUAUAAUUUUCCUGUACUGAAGAGUAUUUUUAAUUACUAUUUAGUUUUGGUCCAAAAAAUAUAUUUAAAAAAAAAGUGUUUUAUAUUACUAUUUGCUGUAUCAGCUCUUCCUGAUGGACCUUUUUUUUCACUUUUUGUUUUUUAUUUUUUAUCUAUUUUAUUUUGUUUUUGUUUAUUUUUGUUUUGUUUCAAUUUUAAUUUUUUUGUUACUGUUUUGUUUUUUAUAGGCUUGCAAUGUCUGUAAACUGUUCCCAUGAGAUAAAAAACACUCUAAACAUUAUCUCAAGUUUCUGAGUUAACAUUAUUGGGUUAAAUAAUUAUCUUGUUAGACACUGCAGACAAUGUUGCAAAUUGUAGAUUGUGAGACAUUGGUCCUAAUGCUACACAUGUGCAUAACUUUAAUGUUUUAACUGUAUGUGGGUUUGAAAGCCUGUUGCUCUUGCAUGAACCACAUGAAUUACACUGUCAUUUGCAGUAUUUCAGUAUUCCACAAUAGUGCAAGAAGUCCUGGAUUUUCUGCUGUAUAUGUGUAAUUAUCUGGUGCCAUUUUGUUUGCUUUGUAUAUUAUGUAUUUGUUUAGGAGACACCUGUUUGCUGCUGUCAUUAGGUCAGGCAUGCAUAUGUUAUGAUGACAAAAGAGAGCCACGGGUCAUUUCAAGUCAACCUUGCACUCAUUCUUCUAUGACAAUCAAAAAUUUCUCAGAGGUUUGUAAUUUUGGAAUUUAAUUUGUU